Odobenus rosmarus divergens (Pacific walrus) is the source of this 1233-nucleotide messenger RNA. RefSeq lists its product as uncharacterized. Bases 1 to 1233 code for a protein of 410 amino acids. The transcript has 9 exons. The record is from RefSeq and is a predicted model, not a curated record. NCBI's taxonomy places the organism in Eukaryota, Metazoa, Chordata, Mammalia, Carnivora, Odobenidae.
AUGGCCGAGACGCAGGAGCUGCUGCUGCAGCUGCAGAAGGACAACCGCGACGGGCGACUGCGGAAGCAGGAGCUGGAGGAGCUGGUGCGCGGGCUCGAGGCCGAGAGCGAGAGCCUCACCGGGCGCCUGCAGGACCUGCGCGAGCGCGAGCGCAGCCUGCAGCGGAAGCGAAGCCAGGUGGCGCGUAGCCUGCGCGGGGAGGUGCGCGAGGCGGCGCGGGAGCGCGCGGAGCGAGCGCGCGGGCUGCUGGAAGCGGCGGAGCAGCACCUGCAGGACUUGGAGCAACACAACCGGCAGCUGCAGGAGCAGUGGGAAGAGCUGUCGAGUCAGCUCUUCUACUACGGAGGGGAACAACUGAGUCAGCAGCGCGCCGAGCAGCAACUCGGGACCCAACUGAUGGCGUUGCAGAAACAACUAGAGCUGUUGGAGGCCAAGCACGCUAAGCAGGCGGAGAGCCUGCGACAGGGCGCGCAGCGGACGGAGGAGGCCUGGGCCAGCUUUCAGGAGCAGAGCGGAGUCCUGCAGGUACCGCCUCCUCCGCCCCGAGAGCCCCUCACGUCCGACUCCCCUCCAACCCGCGAGCUGCGCCCUCCCCCGCCGGCCCCGGGGUCUCCUCCCCCAGUCCUGAGACCGCACUCCCACUUACUCCAGGAGCUGCAGGGAAAGGUGAUGGAGGCGGCUGCUGCGCUGGACGCCUCGCGGGGCGGCCCGGAGCUGUGGGACUCCCGGCCUCGCUGGGUGCAGGACUGCGCGGGCUCGCUCAUGGAGGAGGUGGCCGAGGCCGACUGUGUGCGCGCGGGCCCGGGCUGGGCGGGCGGGCUGGAGUCGGGACCCGCCCCGCCCCCAGGCCACCCGCGCCCACGGGGCCCCACCUCCCCUCGAGGGCCCGCCCCCCGAUGGACCCGCGACUCCCGGGGUGGAGUGGACCCGGAACUCGUGGCGCCCCCGCCCGGGCGCCGAGCUAGACGCUGCUGCCUCCCUCCGCAGGAGAGGCGGCUUUUCACCGGCACCGGCUGGGCGGGCAUCAGGCUGUGGGCGCUGGGCGCGUUGCAGACGCUGCUGUUGCUCCCGCUCGGCGUCCUGGCGCUGCCGCUGCUCUACCUGACGCUCGUGAACCCCUCCGCCCUCCGCCGGGGACUCCCGCACUUUGUCUCGGACGCCGCCUUCCGCCGCCUGCGCUACACUCUGUCCCCGCUGCUCGAGCUGCGCGCGCGCGGCCUGCUGCCCGCCUAG